UGUAGUGUGAGCAUCAUGGCGGAUUUCGACACAGUACCGAUGUCACGUCUACUCAAAAUUGCUAACAAAUUCAACUGCUUUUAUCUGUCAGGUUUUCAUGGUGGUGAUUGCAGGGCUUUUAUUGUCGAUGGACAACAAGUCGGACUCGUUCGACCUGAUGUAAUGAAAGAGCUUCUGAAUUAUCCACAUGUUUUUCAAGUGCAACCAGACUGUGUUCAACUGAAUCCAGCAUUUCGUGGUUACGCUGAACGAAGUGCACGAGUCGAUGAAGUUUUAAGAGAAUGGAAAGCUGGUGGUAAAUUUAUAACAUUAAGAGGUUGGAGAGAAGAAUGUUAUGAUGUACGUGCACAAUUUAACACUCCACCUCUUUUUAAAAUGGAUCGUUCAGCUACAUGUUUAUUUGGUAUUCGCAAGUAUGGAGUAGAUAUCAAUGGAUACGUAAUGGAUCCAGUUAAAGGCCUGUCCAUUUGGUUGCAAAAACGUAGUCCAAAUAAACAAACUUGGCCUUCAUACUGGGAUUCGAUGAUAAGUGGUGGUUUGAGCGUUGGUUUUGGUAUUCAUGAAACUGCUGUUAAAGAAGCUGGCGAAGAGGGAAGUAUACCAACCAAUUUAUUAACAAAACUUAAAAGCGCUGGAUGUAUAUCACUUUUUUUCGAAAGUGAGAGAGGUCUUUUUCCUAAUACUGAGUUUGUCUAUGAUCUUGAAUUGCCAACGGAUUUUGUGCCAAGCAAUAGUGACGGCGAAGUCGAGACAUUCGAGUUGUUACCAGUUCAUGAAUGCAUCGAAAGAAUACUAUCAUCAAAUUUUAAGACGACAUCUAUUCCAGUUGCACUCGACUUUUUAAUUAGACAUGGUUAUAUCACACCCGAAAACGAACCAAAUUUUAUACAAAUUGUGGAAUUGCUGCAUGUACCCCUUCAAACAAUGUACAGUUACGUUCAAUCAAAGCAUAGAAUUACUGCGAAUGGUGAAACUAAUGAUACUCUACAAUAAUUUCAAUAUAUAACAUAUUAUCAUCAUCACAUUGACGCGACAGAAAAUUUAAGUAAGCGUUCUAAAUAUGAAUUUCUAAUUAAUAGAUUUUAAAAUAACUUGUUUCAAUUCCGAGACGAACGAAUGUAAAAUUAAUCAAUUUUUUAUGUUCAAUUUUUUUAUAAUUUAAAAAAAACAAAGCCAUCAAAUGACUGCGUGGUCAUUUAGUGCAUUUAAUUUUUGUUUAUUUAUUUUUUUAUCAAUCUUCGAAAAAAUAUUACAACAAUAUUUAUCCGACUGCUAUUACUGUUUGCUGUCUUCUCCUUAUAGUUACAUCUUUUUUGUCUCAACGUGCUUGAUAAACAAAAAUAAAUCACCAAACUUAAAAACAUGAAGCGCACAAUAUUUUCAUUACAACAUUCCAACAAUAAAAAAGUGCCAUUUAACUG
Messenger RNA from Aphidius gifuensis, 1421 nucleotides. RefSeq lists its product as uncharacterized. The record is from RefSeq and is a predicted model, not a curated record. Lineage: Eukaryota; Metazoa; Arthropoda; Insecta; Hymenoptera; Braconidae. Gene Ontology annotation, molecular function: 8-oxo-dGDP phosphatase activity. Bases 16 to 993 code for a protein of 325 amino acids. The transcript has 6 exons.